Messenger RNA from Vicia villosa (hairy vetch), 865 nucleotides. RefSeq names its product protein RALF-like 34. NCBI's taxonomy places the organism in Eukaryota, Viridiplantae, Streptophyta, Magnoliopsida, Fabales, Fabaceae. Bases 132 to 515 code for a protein of 127 amino acids. The transcript has a single exon. The record is from RefSeq and is a predicted model, not a curated record.
ACAACAUGUGACUUUGGUUCUUGUCUCUGUCUCAGUCCUCUCUCAACAAAAGCACUUUUCCUUUUCCCUCACAAAACUAAACAAAACAAAAACAUCAUAAUUUUCUCACUCUUCUUCUUCUUAUCAUCAUCAUGGCUUUCUCUACUUCUCUCAAUCUCAAUCUCAUUCUAACCAUUCUACUAUCUCUCACUCUCUUCACCAUCAUCAACACUCACGUUGAAGCACAGAUCGAAGAGACAACAACCUUGAACCUUAGUUCAGAUGUUCUAGAAUGGCCGACAACAAUGCAAUCACUUUACAAUGAAGAAGACAUGGACAGUGAUGAUUUCAGUCGAAGAUCUUUGUUCUGGAGUAGAGUAAAAUACUAUAUCUCGUACGGUGCUCUUGCGGCUAACAGAAUCCCUUGUCCUCCUCGUUCUGGUAGAUCUUAUUAUACUCACAAGUGUUAUGAAGCUAGAGGACCUGUCCAUCCUUAUACUAGAGGCUGUUCUGCUAUCACGAGAUGCAGGAGAUGAAAAUGAAAUCAUGAGGUUUUGUUUUUUUUAUUCUAUUCUCAGAUCGAGAAUUAAUUGAAAUUUUAAGUUAGGUGAAGUUUGUGUUAGCUUAUUGUUAAGUUGAUUAAAGUGUUAUUAGCUGUGCUUAAUUUGGGUUAGCAGCAUAUUGUGUACUAUGUGUUUGAACUUUGAACACUGAGUGGAUUUCAAACUGUGGUUUAUUUUUGUGUAUGAUGGGUUCUUCCGAAGAAAUGGAUGUGUUUGUAUUUUGUGUUUAGUUCAUGGCAACUCGUUUAUAUGUUUGUAUAAACCAAAAAUUGUAAUGACUUUAAUUAUUGCCUAAGUUAGUUAUAUCCACCAUUUAUUUAUUA